CAAGUCUUCCAAAAACAGUUAAUAUGUUAUUUGAAGAUUCAAAAACUAUUGAAAUUUUUUGUGAAAAUAUGUUGCAACUCUAGAUUUUGUUUCUAUAAUUCUAUCUUUCUAUUUCUCAGUAGUUACAUAUAUGGCUUUUUAGUUCUAGCUUUUCUUGCUAAGCACUCACAAGCAAAUGACUCUUAAUGCCAGAGUAUUUGCUGCUCUUUUUCACAUAUUUGCUUGCUUAUUUCUGGAUAUUCUUGAAAUAAGCAAUGGCGUACAGAGUGAUAUCGCCUGCUUGAAGUCAAUUAAACAUUCGCUUGAAGACCCUUACGGCUACCUUAAUACUUCAUGGAACUUCAAUAACAAUACUGAAGGUUUCAUCUGCAAAUUUACUGGGGUCGAAUGCUGGCACCCUGAUGAGAAUAGGGUCUUAAAUCUCAGACUAAGCGACAUGGGGCUCAGCGGCCGGUUCCCUCAGGGCAUUAAAAACUGCACAAGUCUAACCGGGUUAGAUCUCUCCAAUAAUGAACUUUCAGGACCCCUCCCAUUUAACAUAGAUCAUUUAGUUGGGUUUCUCACAAUCCUCGACCUUUCCAGCAACAACUUUUCUGCCAAAAUUCCAGUUAGCUUAUGCAAUUGCACUUAUCUAAAUGUCCUUAAACUUGACCACAACCGUCUAACUGGUCAAAUCCCUCCGGAAUUUGUCCUCCUCGCCCGUUUGAAACAAUUUAGUGUUUCUAACAAUAUGUUGUCAGGGCCUGUCCCUUACUUUGAUCCCAUUAUCUCUAUUACAGCCGAUAGCUUUGCUAACAACUCGGGUCUUUGUGGAGCGCCUUUGGAACCCUGUCCAACUCCAAAGCAAAGAAGGAAGUCCGAUUUUUCAUUCAAAGAUGGGUUUCUAGUUGGUUACGCGGUUUCUGCAGUUUCAGUAAUAACUAUUUUUAUGUUCCGGUCCCAUUAUGUGGCUUGCAUGAAUGACAAGCGACGUACUAAGAACAAGAACGAAGAAGCUGAUCAAGUUAACCAGCCGCCAACUAAAGGGCUCCUGCUAGAAGGGAGCAAAAAGAAUUCUCAAUUGGAAGGAAAAGUUACUAGAGUGAACUUUAUAGAACUCAGUGAAGCAUCUAACAAUUUCAGCCCAGAUAAUGCCAUUGGGUUGGGAAAGAUCGGGGUGAUGUACAAAGCAAUGCUUCCAAAUGGUUCACUUCUUGCGGUCAAGAGGUUACAUGAUUGUCAAUCAUUUGAGAAACAAUUCAUAAGUGAGCUCCUAGCUCUAGGUAGAUUGAGACACAAUAACAUAGUUCCUCUCUUGGGAUUCUGCAGAGAGAGGAAGGAAAAGCUUCUAGUGUACCAAUAUAUAUCGAAUGGCAAUCUUUAUGAUUGGCUACAAGCAAGGGAAGGCAAUAGCGAAGCCGUCAACCCUGUCAGAGCAAAGCCGUCAACCUUAUCUGUGCAAUCCGUCGAGGACGAAUACUCGCUGAUUACACCAACCGUCACCUGUCCUCUGCUAAGUUUGGUAGACGGCGCCCACAAGUCAGCCUCGAGGAGUUUAGCUUCCUUGAAAAGCAAUGAUAAGAUCUUGGAAUGGCCUUUGAGGAUCAAAAUUGCCAUCGGGAUAGCAAGAGGCUUAGUAUGGCUUCACCAUAAGGGCAAUUUUAGAGUAGUCCAUCUUAACUUGAGUUCAAAUUGUAUCUUACUUGAUAAAAAAUUUGAGCCCAAGAUAUCAAAUUUUGGAGGGGCAAAAAUAUCAACUUUUGAAGGAGCAAUGUUCAGGGAUUCAAAUGAGAUUGACUCAAGCAGUAGCUCUUUUGUAGACAAUGGGGUUUGGGAGUUGGGUUUUGUCAAAAAGGAUGUCUAUGACUUUGGAGUUUUACUUCUUGAGUUAAUUACAGGGAAGGAGCUCAAUCAAAUCGAUAAUUAUCUAAACAGUUUGUGCGAGGGUUUGGUUGAUUGGAUUACUCAUCUUUUGACAAGUUCUUCCGAUGUCUACAGUGUCAUUGAUAAACCUUUGAUUGGCCAAGGAUUUGAUGGUGAAAUCUUUCAGUUUCUCAGAAUUGCAUGUACUUGUCUUAAGCCCUUUCCUGCUCAAAGGCCAACAAUGCUUGAAUUGUACAAUACAAUAAAUCUUUUGGGGGAGAGAUAUGGCAUCACAAAUGACUUUGAGAUUUUGAGUCAACCUGAAAUUGCUACCGCAAGUACGUCAAAUGAAAUUGUUGAGGUAGAAAUUACAUAGACCAAUUGAAGCAUUGCAUACAAAGUGCAAAAUUAUGUUGAGAAAAAUCAGAAAACAGAUUUUCUUUUGGGUUAUGUUUGUUUGCUAUAAUCUUUUUGUCUUUUUGUCAUCAUUGCC
Molecule: messenger RNA, 2335 nt
Organism: Quercus robur (English oak)
Lineage: Eukaryota; Viridiplantae; Streptophyta; Magnoliopsida; Fagales; Fagaceae
Product: probably inactive leucine-rich repeat receptor-like protein kinase At5g48380
Exons: 5
Coding region: 176-2218 (680 amino acids)
Biological process (GO): protein phosphorylation
Molecular function (GO): protein binding; protein kinase activity; ATP binding
Source: RefSeq, a predicted model, not a curated record